GGAGGUAGUAAGGGCAGUUCAGCACAGUGCCUGAAUCGUCAGUGUUCGCUGGUCGAUUAGUUGGAAACAUUAGUUUUGAUUUUUACUGAAUUUUAAUUUGUAGAGAAAACUUUGAGGAACUCCCCGGAGACACUCGACACACAUACGUGACUCAGUUGUUUCUCUAAACCAACUGGACCUUCAUUUUCUGGAGCAUCGCGCUUCUGUGGUCCAAAAAAGUGUUUCUUAUCGGACGCGCUGGAGACGGAGGAUGCUGAGAAGAGGACGCACGGUCUGCGUUGCCCCGGAUUGCGCCGACACUAGUGCUGAGAAUCAGGAUGGCUAACUGGCACUAUGUGUUGUGACCGUGGCACCCAGUCAUGGAUGGACGCACACCCAGAUUGUCACUUAUCUUUGUUCUAUUGGCAGUAGUAGGAUUUAUACUGCUCAUUAGCAGCAUCACAUCUCUGGAGGAUUUUAAUGAUCAACUAACAUCCACCUUCUACAAAAUACAGAGCAGUAUCCACUCAGCCUAUGAGACUCCCGAUAAUGUGUUGCUGGCGGAGGUAAAUUACACGUACUGUGCACAAUUUGUCCAAAAGCCCACUGCAGAAGAGGCCAUAGAAGAGAGACAUUUGCUCAAUUCCACUGCAUGGCCAGAUCCACCAGUGAAAGACCUCCCUGCGGAGUUCAGCAGUAACCCUGCCAAGAGCUACUAUGUGAUUCAAGGUGAACCAGAGCAACACAUAGGUGGUCAGCUUGUGGUUAAUGUCCAUGUGCACAACUUCUUGGGCCUACCUAAGAGGCAUGGAGGAGAUUUCCUGACAGCCAGGCUGCAUUCACCCAAGCUAGGUGCUGGAGUUGUAGGGAAGGUGCAUGACCACAAUGAUGGGAACUAUACAGUGCUGUUCCCACUGCUGUGGGCUGGUGAAGUGCAAGUAGAAAUUACUAUGGUGCAUCCUAGUGAGGCAGUGGCAGUGCUCAAGAGAUUACGAAAGGAGCAAACUCACACAGUGAUUUUUAAAAGCCAGUUCCGCUCUGGUGACCUAUCAGAGACCACUGAGUGUGACAUGUGUCUUCCUCACAACCAGAAACCUCUCUGUAAUUACACUGAUCUUGAAACUGGAGAGCCCUGGUACUGCUACAAACCCAAAAGGCUAGGCUGUGAUACACGAAUAAAUCAUUAUAAAGAGGGUUAUAGGAAGACCCUCUUAAACAAGAAUGAAGCAGAGUUUUUCAAGAGGGGAGUAAAUAUAAAAGUGCCUAUACCCGCAGCAAAGAUGGACCGUGUGACUGUAUUACCUGCAGAAAAUAAUCAAACCAAAGUAGAAAGUACUUACAAUGCUGCUGGCUACUACUUUCAAGAUACCUGGAGGUCUCUGAGUGGUCCAUCCAUCCAGAAUUUUACUAGCUCAUCAGCCAUAACAAGUUGUCUUAAAGGGAAGCUUGUGUACAUGCAUGGAGAUUCAACAAUACGCCAGUGGUUUGAGUACCUUGCUGAUUUUGUUCCUAACCUGAAACCGAUGAAUCUUUACAGCCUUAUUAAAGUAGGACCAUUCAUGCUUGUGGAUGACACUAACAAUAUUCUAGUGAAGUUUCACUGCCAUGGGACACCCAUCCGCUCCCCCCCAGUGUACACCUCUGAACUGCGCUAUGUAGCAAAUGAGAUAGACAGGAUAGAGGGUGGGCCAAACACUGUGCAUAUUAUAAGUGUGUGGUCUCACUUCGGCACUUACCCAAUUGAAACAUAUAUACGGCGACUACGGCAAAUACGGAAGGCUGUGGUGCGGCUGUUAAACCGUGAGCCAGAUACGUUGGUGGUGAUCCGCACUCCCAACAUGCAGAAGUUUGAUCCAGCAUAUAGCCUGUUCUAUAGCAACUGGUUCUGUCUGCAGAUUGAUACUGUGCUGCGUGGAAUGUUCAAAGGACUCAAUGUGAAGUUUCUGGAUGCCUGGGAAAUGACGCUGGCCCACCACCUACCCCAAGACCUACACCCACCCCAACCCAUUAUUAAAAACAUGAUUGAUGUCAUCCUCUCCUAUAUCUGUCCAGCUGGGAAAACAUAAAAUGGUGUAAAAAACUUUUGUAUUUAUUAACAUUUUGUAAAAUAACUGUGUGAAAUUCUGUAUAAUGGUAUGAAUGGUGGGGGGUGGGGGGGGCACACAAAAUGGGGAAAAUGUUUUCGAUUUGAAUCCCAUUUCCUGCAUUUACAUACAUUUAGGGACUAUGGUGAUACAAAAUCCAGGAAAUAAUUAAGUUGAUUAUAAUGAUAAAAAGAAUAGUAGGCUAUUAAACUAUGUAUAUAAAAAAGUCUUACUUUUUUUUUUGUUUAAGAGGAACUGAUCACCAAGACAAGGAUAAUGUGAGACUCAAUUUCCGCUGUGAAACUUUUAUUUCAAACUAGUCACUUGUUGCACAGGACGUCUGUCAGAGACACAUCCACCAAACCGCAGGGGUUUAGAAUAGAAAAAGCAAAAGCUUUUAUGAAUUGUGUUAUAUCAUUAUUUUGUAAUAUCAAAUGCAGAUACACAGCAGCAAAAUUAAUAUUUAAUUAAAUGAAAAUCUUGACCAUUACUUUAAUAAUUGUCUUUCAUGCAUAAACAACCACCCUUAGU
This is a messenger RNA of Hemibagrus wyckioides, 2594 nucleotides long. Its product is annotated as NXPE family member 3-like. The record is from RefSeq and is a predicted model, not a curated record. Bases 360 to 2045 code for a protein of 561 amino acids. The transcript is spliced from 8 exons. NCBI's taxonomy places the organism in Eukaryota, Metazoa, Chordata, Actinopteri, Siluriformes, Bagridae.